Molecule: messenger RNA, 1199 nt
Organism: Drosophila willistoni
Lineage: Eukaryota; Metazoa; Arthropoda; Insecta; Diptera; Drosophilidae
Gene: mRpL28
Product: 39S ribosomal protein L28, mitochondrial
Exons: 4
Coding region: 211-1119 (302 amino acids)
Cellular component (GO): mitochondrial large ribosomal subunit
Molecular function (GO): structural constituent of ribosome
Source: RefSeq, a predicted model, not a curated record
CUUUGAAAAUUUUUGUGGUUUUUUUGCUGAAGUCCAGGGUUGCACAGUUCGUUAAUUGAAAUCGAUUGUUUAAACGAGGAAGGUAAAUUUUUCUAAUCCAAGCGAAGUCGGCAGCUACUUUUGUAGUGCGAAAUACAACAAUUGUAGCCCCGAUAGUGUAGUAAAUAAUAAACAAAAAACUGUCUAUUGUUAUUUAAAGUUCGAUUAACUAUGGCUCACGCCACACCGCAGGGCAUCAAACUGCUCAAUGGCUGGAAACGUCCGGGUCGCUUUGACAAGGGUCUUGGUGCCCAGUUGCCCGAUGCCUAUAAAAAGUUCUGGCGCGAAUGGAAGCUGACAACGCCAGCGGCUGUUCACUACAUACCCAAGGAGCAGCAGUGGGAGCGCGACGAGGUUACGCAUGCCAUUAAACCGGUACAAAAUAUUCCACUGCCACUCAUUGAUCCCCCGGAAGCACACCAAGGCAUUUGGGGUGGUGAGGCCGUCAUCAAGGGCUUCCAGAAGCGUCACCAAACCAAGCGUCGUGUUCCCCAUUUCUGGGUACCUCAACUAAAACGUUCCGUGGUCCAUAGUCAGGUGCUCAAUGAGUACAUGUCGGUGGUGGUUACAGAGCGGACUUUGGAGCAGAUUCACGAAUGCCAUGGCUUUGAUCAUUAUCUCCUAAAAAAUUUGGCUUGCGACUUACGUUCAGCCUUAGCCCUCAAGAUGAAACGCCAGGUCCUGCAAGCCCUGCAACAGGGCUGUCCUAAUCUGGCCGAUGAACCCAAGUUGCAGAAGGAGGUCCUCAAGGAGUAUAGCCAAUACCUCGAGUCUUAUACGCCUGAGGAAAUUGAUUGGUACGGACACACAUAUUUAGAGGCCAUCCGGAAGCUGCAGAACAAAUUAAGGGAAGCAGAACGUGUCCAGCCACACAAAGUGGAAUUCCGGAGUAAGUUAAUUGAUCAACUUAGACAGGCAGGCAUCAAUGAGGCGGGCAGUGCCACCAAGUUGGAGAAACCAGCGACUACUGACGGUGAACAUAAGGAUUCGGAUAUCGAGGCACUCACCAAAUUGGAAUCGCCGUCUGCUUCCUCCAGCUGGCUAUCCAAAAUAAAUCCGUUUGGCAAAAAAGAAACCUAAGUGGAAAUGGGACUUUGUAUUUUGUUUUCCAUUUGUUUGUGUUUUUUAGCUUGGAAAGAAUAAACCUCGUUUUGGAAGCA